CAAAGUCGAAGCAAAAUGGACUCUAAUUUCAAAAUGCCCGCAACCUCUUUCGUCAAGUCCCUCUCUGACGAGUCUCGACCGCAAACAAAUGAGAAGGCAUAUACCUGGUUUCCUACCAUGAACUUCAGCAACGUGUGGCCGUUGGAUCACUGUGACUUGGCUGCCUUCAACGCUUUGCUCCUCUCUGACGGAGCCUGGCAGACCACUCCCCGACUUACCAUAGCAACUAACCUGUACCGCAUCUUCGCCACGUGCGAACAGUUGUAUCCCAAGUUCAAAGAGGGCCCGCUCAAGAAGAUCGAAGUCCGAGACUUUUUCUCCCUCGUCUAUGCUCAUCUCAGUGACCACUGUCUCACCCACGACUACUUGGAGGAGAACGGCCCCAGACGUUUAGCCAACCUCGUGGGGUUCUUCGUAGAGGCAUCUAGGGAUUACAAUCCGAAGGAAUAUGUCAUGGAUUUGGAUCUGGUCCCGCUGAACGAGAUGAUACGUCGUUUCACUUUGACGUCAAGUCUUCCUGAACGUACGUGGUAUCACUGAUGAAUUCACAUGAUGUGACGGGUUGGGACUACCUUAAGGUUUUUUUCCCAGGAUAAGUCCAGUCACUGAUUAUCACUCAGCUGAAUGCUCGCUAUCUCAGCAUAAGGGGGGGGAGUUGAGGAUGGAAUAGCUUUACUGAAAUGAAAAGGAGAGCGCAUAGUCAGCCCCUUAUAAUUGGGAGAUCACAUUGAGAUGCCUAAGGCACCUUAUGUAGA
Molecule: messenger RNA, 755 nt
Organism: Daldinia caldariorum
Lineage: Eukaryota; Fungi; Ascomycota; Sordariomycetes; Xylariales; Hypoxylaceae
Exons: 2
Coding region: 16-540 (174 amino acids)
Source: RefSeq, a predicted model, not a curated record